Molecule: messenger RNA, 2914 nt
Organism: Rhincodon typus (whale shark)
Lineage: Eukaryota; Metazoa; Chordata; Chondrichthyes; Orectolobiformes; Rhincodontidae
Product: lumican
Exons: 3
Coding region: 255-1286 (343 amino acids)
Molecular function (GO): protein binding
Source: RefSeq, a predicted model, not a curated record
UAUUUUCAGUAUUACUUAACACAAGCAGAGUACAGACCCAGAGUGAUGACAUAGCAGCUUUAUAGUUGAGGGGUAUCCACCUCUCCACUGUUGUUGUCAGCGCUGUGCCACAGAAGUCUGGCAGGCCUCCUCUUUCUCCAGAGACUAGUAUACAGCACUUAAUAUUUGAUUCUUGCCCUCAUUUUCUCUGUUGCUCAUUCUUUGGAAUUAAGAAACUAAAGGCUUCAAGCAAAGCUUCACCAUAAAUUCCUGAGAUGAAGGUCAUUCAACUUCCCAUAUUUGCUUUGCUGGUCAGCAGCAUACUCUGUCAGUAUGACUACGAGGAGUACUUUGGUUAUUACAAUCCAGCAGGUUUUGCGGCCCCAACUUAUCCAGUUUGCUCUGUUGAGUGCGAUUGUCCAUUGAACUUCCCCACUGCUAUGUAUUGUGACCAUCGUAACCUUAAAACCAUCCCAAUGGUACCAGCGGAAAUAAAGUACCUUUACCUCCAUAACAACCAGCUCACUGGCAUUCCAAACAGUGCAUUUGAAAAUGCCACUGGUCUCCAAUGGCUGGUUCUGGAUGACAAUCAGCUUACCACCAACAACAUAGGAAAGAAUGCAUUCUCGAAGCUAAAAGGCCUGAAAAGGUUGUACAUAAACAAGAACAAUCUGACAGAUGGUGUCCGAUCCCUACCAAAGUCAUUAGAGGAACUGAGGCUUUCAUCGAACAGGAUCUCAAAGCUUGGAAACACCUUAAAAGGACUGGAAAACUUGACGAUUCUUCAACUCAAUGACAACAAAUUGAGUGACAUUGGCGGAUCUUUGAGUGGAUUGAAGUCUUUGACAUACCUUGAUAUAAGCACCAACCAAUUAACAAAACUUCCCGAUGAUCCUCCAGAAGCCAUAGAGAUGUUUUAUGUGACAGACAACAAGAUCAAGAGCAUUCCAAAGGACUACUUUAACAAGAUAAAAGCCCUGCAGUACCUACGUAUGUCGCACAAUGAAAUUACAGAUGACGGUAUCCCUGAUAAAAUCUUCAACAUCACCUCACUCAUUGAGUUGGACCUUGCAUACAAUGAUUUGAAGACCAUCCCUCUUGUUAAUGAAAACCUCGAAAAUCUGUACCUACAGGCAAAUAAAAUUGAAAAGUUCACCAUGGACAGCUUCUGUCGCGUUACUGGCCCAACGGCUUACUCCAGCAUCAGACACCUGCGACUGGAUGGUAACAAUAUCUCCCGAGCUAGUAUGCCCUACGACAUGAUCCGAUGUCUGCGCCUGGCCUCAGAUAUAAUGUUUGAUUUUUGAUUUACAUCCACUUAAUUGGGAAGACAUGAGGGCAGAUUCUAACUAUGUGUAGCUGUCUGUCUUAUCCUCCUGCCUCUCCCACCCCCCACCCCCUGCCAUCUGCAAGGUUUCCCAGUUUAGAGUUAUUCACUUGUUAACACAUCAUGCCACGCAAACUAACACCUUUAAAUCUUAUAUCUUCACAUAAUCGUAACUUUUCUACUAGAUCUUCAAUCAGCUAAAGAAAACCAACAGAAUUAUUGAAAAGAAAGGAACGUAACAGUAAGUGGAGGUUAAGAGUAAAGCUGCAUAAAGCUGUGGGAAGAAGGUAUUCUUUCAAAAUGGAAAAUAUUUUGGGAUCUUUUCAAGGAUACAUUUGAAUCAACCACCUGUUGUACACUUAUUCAGCAAUAGUCAAAUAAAGCUUGUGGUUAGAAGUUACAAAAGAGAAAAACUCAGCGAGUGCAAUGCUAAAAUUAAAUCAACUCACUUUUCUGUAUUAUGAGAAUCCUCUUUUGCUCUGUUUGUUAUAAUAGGGAUACAAACAUUACAAAGGAACUUUUAAAAGAUUCAGCACUUUUAUAACCAACUAUGUUAUGUGCAAACUUUCCUUUCAAAUUAUGCAGUUCAGAAGAUUCUCCAAAUAUUUCUUCACUAAAAUAUUAUUUUCAAAAGUCCUUUAAAAGAUUAAUAACUUGUACUGACUCAAAUAGUAUCUGUGCCAUCUAUAAUUACUGUAUUAUACACUAGGUUUGAAGAAAACACGUAGGAUCUAUAGGAUGUGGGAGAAUAGGAGUUUGAUGGAGUUUAGCAAUUUAAAGCUUGUACAGAAGUUAUUAUGAAAUAAAGGUAAACAGCAAACAUUCUUUUAAUAACCAAGUGAGUGGCUUUCUUUCAAUAACUCUUGCUUAAAUUUGCUUGGCAUUAAAAGCUGACAGUUCUUGCAACUUUUAGGUUAGUUUUUUUUUCAUAGGGGCAAUUAAACAUAUUUAACCACAGCUUGCAUCAUAAAUUGUAAGUCGUGCAUGACCCUUACCCAGUUUUCUUUCUAUGUAAAAUUUGAUUUAUCGUGCAGAAAAUCGAGCAUGGUUAAUUUAGCAGCAGCCAUGGCUGGCUUUAACUUAUCUGUAUUUUCCACUUUAGCUGACAGCCUUGAGUCUGCAGUAAUGUCUUUAGUAUGCAACCAUUGUUUACACAUCCAGAUAUGCUACUGGGUUUGAGUUUCUCUGGUCUGUCAAAUACCAGAGCUAUUUGCUUGCAAAGAAAUUUAUCCAAUUGUCAAGCAGGCUAUAAGGUUAGAGCAUCUUUUAGACUCAGCCUUUGGGGAAUGAGUGGACAGCAAUCUGACAUUGCUAUCUUACACCAUUAUAAUGAGACACUUGCUUCAGCUGAUCGCACAAUGGGAACCCUGAUCAACGUGGAAACGUCUGUGGCGAAACACAGCUGGAAGCGGACUUCACAAAUCUCCGCUAGGUUGGAGUGGAUGUGAAAUUAUUGAAUUCUAUAAAUCCACAAAAGGGGGUGUUCCAAACAAUUGACCUGAAAAAUGUAUCAAUUCCAAAUGUAAUGAACUGACUUUGUAGUUUUAACUCUCUGUACACGACUUUUUUUUUUCCCUCACAUUAACCAUUAAAGUAUAUCUUCACCUA